Molecule: messenger RNA, 1561 nt
Organism: Oryza sativa Japonica Group (Japanese rice)
Lineage: Eukaryota; Viridiplantae; Streptophyta; Magnoliopsida; Poales; Poaceae
Product: NAC domain-containing protein 90
Biological process (GO): regulation of DNA-templated transcription
Molecular function (GO): DNA binding
Source: RefSeq, a predicted model, not a curated record
CUCACACCUCUCCUCACCACUUUCACCACCAAAAAAAUCGACCAAACCACGUAGUAUUACGCAGUUCGCACACUAUACUCCGAUCCGGCCUCUCCAACCCAGCUUAGCUUUUCUGCUCCCAGCUGCCAGCUACGUUGCAACCCCACCACCGGAAAGCUACACCGUGCGUUUCAUAUAAGCAGCGCCCAGUCGAGCGAGCUCGACCGGCAAUAGCAAUAGCGCCAAGACAUACAGAGAAGCCACAGACGUCGAGGCAGCUAGCGCGCGGGGGAGGACAGGACACUGCAGCAAGUUGGCCGGUGAUAAGCGCGCGAACUCGCUGGCAAUAUGGCCGACGGCGGCGGCCGCCGGGCUCCCGGGUUCCGCUUCUACCCGACGGAGGAGGAGCUGAUAUGCUUCUACCUCCGCAACAAGCUCGACGGCCUCCGCGACGACAUCGAGCGCGUCAUCCCCGUCUUCGACGUCUACUCCGUCGACCCGUUGCAGCUCUCAGGUACCAGCACACGCGUGUACGUGCAUUGCGUUCGUCGUACGUCGCGCGAGCGCCGCGUCACCUGUAUACACACACCUGCUGCAGAGAUUCACCACGAGAUGCUGGGCGGCGGCGGCGAGGAGGGGGAGCCGUGGUUCUACUUCUGCCCGCGGCAGGAGCGGGAGGCGCGGGGCGGCCGGCCGAGCCGGACCACGCCGUCCGGGUACUGGAAGGCGGCGGGCACCCCGGGGGUCGUCUACUCCGCCGACCGCCGGCCCAUCGGGAUGAAGAAGACCAUGGUGUUCUACCGCGGCCGCGCGCCGUCGGGAACCAAGACCGCGUGGAAGAUGAACGAGUACAGAGCAUUCCACUACCCCGACGCCUCCUCCGCCUCCGCCUCCAGCGCCGGCGCCGCCGCGCCACCAAACCAUCUUCCUCCGCAGCUGAGGAGCGAGUUCAGCCUGUGUCGACUGUACACCAGAUCGGGAGGCAUCCGGCAAUUCGAUCGGCGGCCGCUAGCGGGUGGUGGUGAUGAGAACCCGGGGCCAUCCAUGGCUGCCGCGGCGGCGUCACCCGAGGAAAACGACGGAUCAGGAAGUUCCAUGCAGCAACUGGAGCUGAUGGAUCAAGGUGGCGCCGUUGAUCCGGAUUGGGACCAGUGGGACGACUUGGCCACCUUGACCGCACUUCUGUACUGGCCUAGAGAUUAGGGAUGCCAAUUGUUUACAUGAUCUUGCUCGUAGUGCUAACUGUGAAGUGCAUGUUACACGUAUCAACGACCAAGUGUAGUACAUGCUUUUUUUUCUUUUGCCGCGCAAACUCUCCAGUAUUAACAUAAGAAAAAAAAAAUCAGAACACACACAAUUUUUUUUGGUUUCUCCAAAUAUAUAAUUAAUUAAUUAUUGUUUUCUUCAGUUAAUCAUAUUUUUCUAGUUGGAUCUUCGCCCUUGGCCCUGUGGGAUCUCCUCCAACUUUUCUGAUAAUAGGAUUUGUUUAUACUAGUUCAUCCGUCACAAAAUGUAAGGUAUACAUGUAUUUUAGAUGGUUUCAUUAAUACAAUACUUCUUUGAAUGUUUAUUUGUUUUAUAA